Molecule: messenger RNA, 978 nt
Organism: Hordeum vulgare subsp. vulgare (domesticated barley)
Lineage: Eukaryota; Viridiplantae; Streptophyta; Magnoliopsida; Poales; Poaceae
Product: probable trehalose-phosphate phosphatase 2
Exons: 9
Coding region: 124-978 (284 amino acids)
Biological process (GO): trehalose biosynthetic process
Molecular function (GO): trehalose-phosphatase activity
Source: RefSeq, a predicted model, not a curated record
UAUUCUUCUGCUUCAGGCUCCUUUGAGGCAAUUACUGAGCUUGCCCGCGGUAAAAGAUUGGCAUUGUUUCUUGAUUACGAUGGAACUCUUUCGCCUAUUGUGGACAAUCCUGCAAAUGCAGUAAUGUCUGAUGAGAUGCGUGCUGCUGUGAGGCAUGUCGCAUCACUUUUCCCGACUGCAAUCAUUAGCGGAAGAUCUCGUGACAAGGUAUUUGACUUUGUGAAACUAACUGAACUGUACUAUGCUGGAAGUCAUGGAAUGGACAUCAUGGGGCCUAUUAGGAAGUUUGAGUCCAAUGGCCACCAUGUUGAAUGGUCCACUGAUUCAGAGGACAAAGAGGUCAAUCUCUUCCAACCUGCAAGUGAGUUUUUACCUAUGAUAGCUGAGGUGUUCGAAAAUCUUAGCGAGAGUAUAAAGGACAUCGAUGGUGCAAGGAUGGAAGAUAACAAGUUCUGCGUGUCUGUGCAUUACCGGAACGUUGCACCACAUGACUAUGAAACAGUUCAUCAACGUGUAACUGUUGUUCUGAAGGACUACCCUUGUCUUAGGCUUACCCAUGGGAGGAAGGUUCUUGAAGUUCGCCCUGUCAUUGACUCAAACAAGGGGAAAGCUGUGGAAUUUUUGCUUGAAUCACUUGGACUAAGCGAGACUGACGAUGUUCUUCCCAUCUAUGUUGGAGAUGACAAGACUGACGAAGAUGCAUUCAAGGUUCUGAAGGCAAACAACCAUGGCUUUGGAAUUCUGGUUUCAUGUGUGCCCAAGGACAAUGAUGCCUUCUACUCCCUGAGGGAUCCAUCUGAGGUACAUAUAUUUCUUUAUCCUCUGGUGGCCCACGAGUCUGGCAUGGCACAUACUAAAGGCGGCUACGUGUUGGUCCACAGAGUGAAUUCAAAAACUGUUCGACAGGAACGUAUAGCUCCAAGCUACGAAUAUGAAAUCUUCACCUUCUCUCAGCCAGGGUGUAGUAUGAUUCAGUAG